GAAACAAAACAUUUUUAAUAAAUAAUAUAAUAUUAUUGUUUUAAUAAACAAUUAUCAGUACAAAACCGAAAAUGGAAACAAACGAUUUAUCACAACUCUCAGAGGAAUUAAUACAGCGAUUGGGAAGUGGUGGUGAUUUAGAGGGGAUGAUGGCCAAUGAGCUGUUUCAGCAAAGCGAUUUGUAUAUGUCCCAUCAGGAUGAUAGCAAUUCCAAUGCGGGUUCAGACAAUGAGAUUAUCAUGCAUAUGGAUAUCAGGGAGCCACUGAGAACGCUACAAAAACUGCUGGAAAAGAAAGUUGGCCUUAGCCUGCAAGGCUAUGAAUUUUGGCUACAAGAUGCCCAAGAGUUGGAACCCCACAAAAACCUUGUCGAUCAAUGUGUCAAAGGAGAAGGUUUGGUACAGAUUAAUGUUGAAAUCAAAUACAUUGUUAAACGCAUCAACAUAUUGGAUGUUUUAAAACCCACCGAGGAUGCAUUAGCUGCCCUUGCCGCUGAGGAAGCAUUUAAAAGUGACGUCUCCACCGAUGAUGAAGCACCCUUGCGCACCAGUGAAUCCCAUGACGACACUGAGGAGGAAACAAAGCCGAAGAAAAUUAAACGUGAACUUACAGAGCUAAAUGAGUCGGCAGUAUCGAAAUUGAAGGAUAAACCGUGUCUUAACUGGGUGUUAGAUAGCAAAUUUCGCCGUGAACAGACGCGACUUAAAAUACCAGAUGAUCCGAAUGAAUGGACAGUGCCUCAAGUGAAAUACUGGUUCCAAUGGGCAAUGCGAGAAUUUCAAUUGGCCGAUGCCCAUAUCAGCGAUUGGUCAAUUUCUGGUCGACAAUUGUGUUCACUGUCACAUGAAGAAUUUCGCAAGAAGAUACCCACAGAUCCGGGCAAUGUCUUUUGGACACAUAUACAAUUGCUCAAGGAAUGUAAAUUUGUAUCCGUGGUACAUAAGGCAGCUGAGACAGCACUGGCUGCACCUGAACCCCGGCAGUCCAACAGUGCCGUCUUGCCAACAACACUAACCAGGGAGCCGAAAAUUAUGCGCAAAACAUUCCAUACUUUGAAAAAGGAAACAGCUGCUUUGAGCGAACUAAAUAUUGCCCCCAAUAGUCUGGUAGCUACUGGCCUCGUUCACACUUCAUAUGGCGUAGGAACGGGCAAUAAUGGCCAAGUACAAUUAUGGCAGUUCCUUUUAGAAAUACUAACCGAUCGUGAACAUGUCGAUAUCAUUCAAUGGGUUGGCAAUGAUGGUGAAUUUAAACUAACCGAUCCCGAAAAAGUUGCCCGUCUGUGGGGCGAAAAGAAAAACAAACCAGCAAUGAAUUAUGAAAAACUGUCACGAGCCUUACGUUAUUACUAUGAUGGAGAUAUGAUAUCCAAGGUGUCGGGUAAACGUUUUGCCUAUAAAUUCGACUGUGACCUGAAGCUACUUAUUGGCUAUUCAGCGGCAGAGUUAUCGGCAUUGGUCAAUGAAAAGUCGUUUGUGGAUGAAUCUGUUUAUCUGGAGAAAAUGGACACAAAAACCGACGAAGAAUGACCAUGGGUCAAGGUGAAAGAAGAACCAUUGUUCACGCUGCUGGAGGAGCACAUUAUUGAGGAUUGUCCGGAUAUACAAUCCGAUUAACAUUUAUUUUUCUUUUGUCUACAUUAAUUCUAAUUGUGUUUAAUUAAAAAAAUAAUCAUUGAGUAUAUAUUUUUAUUUCAUUUUGUCAUUUUGAAACAUUUUGUUAAUUACUUACACCACAUACUAUUGUUUAACUCUUUAUUUUUUCUUAAGUUUAGUUUUAAGUUCUUUUUUCAUUAUUAAUUCAUUGAAAUUGUGCAACCAUUUUGUUAUAUCGCUUUUAGUUUCACAUACAAACAAACUAUGUGUAUACAAACAAAUUGAAGGAAACAAAAAAAAAAGAAAGCUAACUAAUAUUGUUAAGAAUUGAAUAUUGUUGUAACAACAAAUGCGAUUUGUUAUUAAAUCGAAAGGUUUUUUAAGGAAUAAAUAUUUUUCUAUAUAAAAAAGUAAA
This is a messenger RNA of Musca domestica (house fly), 2010 nucleotides long. Its product is annotated as DNA-binding protein Ets97D. Lineage: Eukaryota; Metazoa; Arthropoda; Insecta; Diptera; Muscidae. The record is from RefSeq and is a predicted model, not a curated record. Gene Ontology annotation, molecular function: DNA-binding transcription factor activity, RNA polymerase II-specific; sequence-specific DNA binding. The transcript has 7 exons. The coding region runs from base 72 to 1529 and encodes 485 amino acids. Gene Ontology annotation, cellular component: nucleus. Gene Ontology annotation, biological process: cell differentiation; regulation of transcription by RNA polymerase II.